This is a messenger RNA of Python bivittatus (Burmese python), 3510 nucleotides long. Lineage: Eukaryota; Metazoa; Chordata; Lepidosauria; Squamata; Pythonidae. The record is from RefSeq and is a predicted model, not a curated record.
AUCGAAGCCCAAACAUUAUUUUGGGGGAAAUGCUCCUGGAGGGGGGGAAAUGGACAUAGCCCCCACCCCCGUGAAUGGACGACGCAGCGACCUCUCCAUUUUCCUCACUUUGGAAAAGAAAUAAAGAUAACAUUGGAAAUGAGGACUUGAAGGAAGAGCAUACGUCAAGAGUGUGAUGACCAGCUGGGAAGACGACUUGAGGACAUCUGUUGCAGAGCAGAUGGGGCUGAACCGGAACUCCAGCAUGUCCAUUCCCAACUAUUCAGAGGAUACAUUUACAUCCCUGAGUGAAGGAGAACAGGAUGACAGGCAGUACGAAAAUGACUCAUUUGAAUCUUAUUACUCAGUAGAGGAGUUGGAACAGCCGGCAGCAUCUGAUCUGACCCAAACCACUUGGCAAUCAUCGCGUCAAAAUGAUGAAGGAGACUCUUUAGCUAGGAAAUGGAUCAAUCUUCUGAAAGACAACAGAACUCGCACUGAGAGAGCCAAACCUCCCAUGGAGCCAGAUAUUGCAUUACCAGGAAUUUCUGAAGUACCUGAAGAAGAACUGGGGGCUUUGCGUUCCUUUUGUGCCCGCAAGAUUAGCCAUCUCCGUCAUCAAAGGAACUCAGAGCCAUUGAAAAGGAGCAGCCAUAAGGAUCAGAGGCAUAGGUUGGCUUCACGGAAGCAGCUGACGGGUGGUUGCAACUUUGCUGUCCCUUGGGAGCUAGUAAACAGGCUUCAUCUGAAAAACAUCAAGGAAAUGGCGAAAAAGAUAGCAGAAACUGAAAUGCACCAACCUUCACAAUGCCCCUUUUGCAUGAAGAAAAGAGCAGAGUUUGCAAAAGUUGAAUUUCUCCGUCGAAAGAAAACUAUAUUAGACAACGUUUUGCUUCGAGAGAAACUGGAAGACUAUAUGUAUACCAAAGAUUCUCUCACACUCAUUGGAGAAAUACAUAAAAGUCUUCCUAAGCUUUCUGAAGAUCCCAUGAAUAUAUGGCAGGAACUGAACAAAAGAGGUUGGAAAGAAUAGCUUUUGCUUGUGGGAAUUUUGGAACAAAUAAACAAAAUAAGAGACUGAAUCUCUAUAGGCUGAGCAGUGACAGUAUUGAGAAUAAUGACAAUUUGGAUUCCAGUCCAAUUUUACCUCCUGUCCCAGGGAGAACAGAGCUGUAUGUGAUUAUCGAACUAAAUAAUGUUUUUUCAAAUCACAAAGGGGAAUUUUCUUACUGUGGGGACAAGCCAUAAACACCAAGUUUUGGGGUAAGUUUCUUUUGGGGAUUUGGGAGCAGCUCAUAGUUGCUUCUGCCUGUAAGAAAAACAAACCCUUCUGGAUUUUCAAGGGAAGGAUAUAAUUCUUGGAGUUCAGCUCAGUCUGCUGCUGCUGAUUAAACUGAAGGCUGGAGCCCCACAUAGAAGGAAAGGGGGUGGUGCAUGGUGGGGAGGCUUGCAAAGGAACUGCAGAACUAGUAAAAUUGAGUAUGUUUUCAUAUUACUGAAAACAAUGACAAAUCUGAAGUGACGUUAAGCCAUCCCUCUGAGGAUUCCAAGACAAGAAGCUGUGAUAUUCCUUUAGUAAUGCCAGUUUGUGGAUAUUGAAGCAGAGGAAGGAAUAAAAUAGCUAAUGCAACUGGACUAAAAUGCCUGAGUGCUUUUGAAUGUUUACGGAGUUGGGGAAAUACGUUGUACAGUACAGGUUGUGGUGAUGAUUGUUCUGUUUUGCUGGCUAUGGUUGCUGAAAACCUGAAGGUCCAGAUUUCUUCCAUUUUGAGGAAAGCUGAAUUCUAAGCCUUAAAAUAGGCAUAUCACAGGUAAAUAAAACCAGAUAGACCAAAAAGUUCUCUAAAGGUUCUCUGGCCAACCUCACUGACAUUUGUGAUACAGGAACCCAUUCAUUCUACAGCCCUCAACCCUCAUCCAAAUGAUGUUAAGUGUGUCCUUUGACACCCAAAGGUGCUCAGCCCUUGGGCGUCUGCAGUCUCCAUUGACCUUAUUCAUUGUCCCUGCCUAGAACUUCUGGGAUUUGGUCUGAGUCUAGCCUUUGAAGGCUCAAGGCCCUAAUCGGGGCUCCACCCAUAUCAUGGCAUGGGAGAGAAGGACCAUGUGCUUUCUGUCUGAAAGGAUCAAGGCUCAACCCAUGCCAUCUCCAGUGAUAAAGGACUGGGUGGCAGAUGAUGAGACCCAGGAGGCUGAUGAUGAUCAGAGGAGACCUCAUUGAGCGAGAUCAGGGGAGCACAAUUUAAGGGCUACCCUUGGUCAUGGAAUUAUGCCAGGGGGCUUUCUUUUGAUUUUUGUGCUGAAAUGCAAUUUAAUCCAAAUUUAUUACAUUUAUUAAACAGUGUCACAUGACUUGAGAAUUUCAUAAACAUCUCCAUUAAAAAUGAGAAUUUGAUAGCAUUUUUUGUAAAGUCUCUAGGGCCAGUUCCAAGGCUUUUGAGGAAAUCAUAGGUGGCCUUCGGAGCUCCAGUUGUGUCUUCCUUGGCUAGAUGGAGAAAUUGCCUGAACCAGGAUGAAGGAAUUCUGAAAGAGAGGCUCAUAUAAACAGCCACUGCUUACCCUAUGCAGUGUAGGGUUGGUUGUUUCUAUAAUACCUGACUGAAACCUGUCUUUCUUUGAGCAUGAUAUUUUCUUUGAACUUCCUGGGAAUGUCUGUGCUUUAUUGAAAGCUCUCAAUGAUAAGUUAGUUGCAAGGAAUAGCUGCCUACUCUUCUGCUUAUAGUCCUUCAUGGUCUAUGUGGGAGAAGCCUAAAUGAAGGCAGUGGGCAUAUUCUGGAGUGCUGGAGGCUGGGAACCCUUUGCCCCCAUUCAUUUCCAGAGAGACCGUCAUGCUGUGGGUCCACCAAAGAGGCUUGCUAAACAACUUGGAAUGAUCUCUUGCAAAAAGGCAUGAGAGUUCACUGCUUCUUUGAUUUAUUAAAUAAUAAAGUUAUAUUGUUUUGUUCCUGCAUAGAAUCAUCUGGAUGACCCAUAAAUACAUUUCCCCCCCAAAAUAUCUCUGUAGUAAUCAAACAGAGGUUCCUAAGGCUAUUCCAUGAUUUCCUUGUUGUGAUAUUCUUAAGAACCAUGUUCUGUUCUCAGCGGUCUCUUUCAGUUCUUUCAGCAGUUUUUCUUUUUCUUUUUUCUUUCUUUUUUCAAACUGGACACUUUCUCCCCUCUCUGGAAGAAAAGGUGUAAAGUAUUCUCACAGUUUCACUACUUAUUGAAAAAUGUGCAUUACAUCGGCUAAUGGCAAUUGCAAGCAAGCUAUAUAUUUUAGCAGGAUGGUUGCAGGUUUAUAUAUGCAUGCUACCUACUUAAAAACAUAACAAAAACAUAUAGUUAUUUUCAUGAUAUAUCCAACAUUCUGGUUAAAAAGGAUUACUUUUAUAUGCUACCUAUCAAAUUGUUGUUCUUAGUGUGAAGUAAAUAAGCCAUGAAAAUAGAAACAUGCUAUUAUAAAUAAGCUUGGUUAAAAGGAAUUGUAAAUAUGGUUAGGCAAGAAAAGAAGAAUAAAAAAAAAACUAAAUCGUAAGGGUUUCAGUUGAUUACACU